This is a messenger RNA of Scophthalmus maximus (turbot), 2999 nucleotides long. RefSeq names its product phosphatidylinositol transfer protein cytoplasmic 1a (gene pitpnc1a). The record is from RefSeq and is a predicted model, not a curated record. Gene Ontology annotation, biological process: phospholipid transport. NCBI's taxonomy places the organism in Eukaryota, Metazoa, Chordata, Actinopteri, Pleuronectiformes, Scophthalmidae. Gene Ontology annotation, cellular component: cytoplasm. Gene Ontology annotation, molecular function: phosphatidylinositol transfer activity; phosphatidylinositol binding. The transcript is spliced from 12 exons. The coding region runs from base 1007 to 1930 and encodes 307 amino acids.
AUAUGGUGGUACAGGCAACGCUGUUUCAAACUGAGAUGCGACUGUUCUCCCGCAGCAACAGCUAACAUUGACCGGCUGGUCACCUCAGGAACUGGGCACCCGGCAGCUGAGUGUGCACGCUGCCUCCCUGUCGCUCCCUGGAAGCAGCUGCCUCACACGGCUGCGCAUCACUGGAGAGAGGUGACGAGCAAACUCGCAGGAGCAGGAUUCAUUUGUGGACUCGACUGCUGUACAAGAAGCGUGUUUAAGACUAAAGAGCCAGGGGGGGGCGAGAAAACAAACAAACAAACAAACAAACCCACCGGGUUCAGUCUUCGUCCAGGACGCUGCAAGAGCCGCAUGAACCUGCGGUUGGUGUUGAACGCGACUUGUUUUGGGAGUUCGGUGUGAUUUUCUUCACACUUUCCACACCGCAGGCGUCACCCAGAGGCAACGCGCCAACUGCUGGAGUAGUUUAAAAAGAAGUCAAACGAGGAUUACUUCAGCCUCCUCUGUCUCGGUCCUGGUGUCCGGAGAGACGCACGGAGGCAACAGCGGGUUCUUGUAGCAGGAGGCUGCUGAUGCACACGUCGGGGAGGAUCGAGUGAAUCUGUGGAUCGCGGUGACAUUUUUUCUCCACGAACAAAUGAUUGCAGUUAAUUGAUUUGCAGGAUCGACCCCCCCCCCAAGACUGACGCCCGACAGCCGACAUCCCCCACCCUCCGCGUUGCCAUCGCCGUUGCGCAGGCACUAUGUUGAUGAAGGAGUACCGCAUCUGCAUGCCCCUCACCGUGGAGGAGCAGAAUGAGCGGCGGACACCUGUUUUGAUAGCGGUGACAUCAGCCAGUCAGUGUAAGAGUCGAAGCUCUGUGCUCCGACUACAGAGAAGCCUGUUCCUUCGUCGCUCCCUGAGGAGCUCGUAUAGCUCGGCCAGAGAGUGACCUGGCUCACACAGGCCAGAUGGAGAGAAACAUGCUCUCACAGAUGAUCUGCCAGACGUCAAACGUACCGGAUCGGCCAGCUGUAUAUGAUCAGUAAACACAGCCAUGAACAGAGUGAACGUGGGGAGGGGGUGGAGGUGGUCCAGAAUGAGCCGUAUGAGGACCCCGAGCACGGAUCAGGCCAGUUCACCGAGAAACGAAUCUACCUCAACAACAAGCUGCCCAGUUGGGCCAGAGCCGUCGUCCCUAAAAUUUUCUAUGUCACAGAGAAGGCGUGGAACUAUUACCCUUACACCAUAACAGAGUACACGUGCUCCUUCCUGCCCAAGUUCUCCAUCCAUAUAGAAACCAAAUACGAGGACAACAAAGGGAGCAAUGAUAAUAUUUUCAGCAGCGAACCCCGAGAUGAUGAGACAGAGGUGUGUUUCGUGGACAUCGCCUAUGAUGACAUCCCCGAGCGCCACUACAAAGAGUCAGAGGACCUGCGCUCUUUCAAAUCGAAGAAAACGACCCGAGGCUCCCUGCAGGAAGGAUGGAUCGGCACACAGGACCCCAUCAUGUGCUCCUACAAGCUGGUCACGGUCAAGUUUGAGGUCUGGGGCCUGCAAACACGAGUGGAGCAGUUUGUACACAAGGUGAUACGAGAUGUCCUGCUGUUGGGACACAGACAGGCCUUUGCCUGGGUGGAUGAGUGGAUCGACAUGACCAUGGAGGAAGUGAGAGAAUACGAGCGCGCCACGCAGGAAGCCACCAACCUGAAGAUCGGCUCCUUCCCGCCCGCAAUCUCCAUCUCUCAGACCCCCCUGCCGUCCAGCGCCCGCAGCGGCCCGAGCAGCGCCCCGUCCACUCCGCUCUCCACCGAGGCCCCCGAGUUCCUGUCGGUGCCGAAGGAGCGCCCCAGGAAGAAGUCGGCCCCAGAGACCUUGACCCUGCCGGAUCCCGGCCGCAGGGAUUCCCUCUUCAAACUGCCCAGCUUUUUCUCGUGGAACUCCAGUCCGCAGCCGGAGUGAGAGCGGGGCUUCUUCGCCAGUGGUGAACUAACGCCCCUGUGGAUCGGUGGAGGAUGCCUGCCCAGCACAUCCCACAACACCCCCCUCAGCCGGCUGCAGUGAAGGAGACUUUUCACUGUCCCGGUGUUGCAGCGAAGCCAACAGCUCUAACGCCAGCUGUACCGGCACAGACAGGCCGCCCGAUCACCACAGCAAAAAAGAAAAAAAAAAAAAAAAGGUCCUGUGAGGUCCAAAGGUAAAGUGUGUCCCAAUGAGAGUGUAACAAAAGCAGCUGGAGGCCACUCAUUCGUCUCUUCUCCUCAGAAAACCAGCAGGCAGCACAAUAAAUCAGAACGUCCGGGGUUCAAUUAGUCAGGUGGAGCGUACAGUACAUUCCUGAAAAAUGUUUUCAUCACCUCAUUUUCAUCCAAGCUUUUGCGUGUGUUGACAAGGUUUGUCGAGAUUCAGUCACUGUACACAAACUGUACAGGUACAAUGUUGUUUUUUUUCCCACCGAUUUACAUUUAACCGUCGGAGUUUGCUCUGUUUACUGGAGCAUCGUGGUUUGACAGCUAUUUUUGUGGUGGGGACCUUUAUGGCCACUGUAUCAGUUGAGUGUUUUGAUUUUCACAGUCAGGUGUGAGGUGAUUGUGUAUUCUUGUGUAAAUAUAUAUUAUAUAGUACAAACUGAACAUUAAAUAGCCAGUAAAAUGUCCGUGGUUUCAUUUCCAGUGGUGCUGCUGCUCUGAUAUUACUUGUAUUUUAAAGACAGGACUGUCUUCAGGUUCUCUUAUCUUCUUCAGCUGUUUAUUUAAUAAUUAAUAGUGAGUUCCAUCAGCCACAAUGUCUUUAAGUGACUUAUGUAACUGCCUGAUUUUGACUGUGGAAGCUUCUUUUUGAAUAUUUGCGAAUCCAAAUGUUUUCUUCGUCAUCUCUGCCUCACACUUGAUGUUGUGUUUGAACCGCGUUUCACAGACUGGUCGUCAUGUGGUUUGUACGUUGUUUUGCUUCUUUUAUUCAUUUUGAGUCAUGACAUUGAUGGGUUUUGUAUUCAGUAAAUUGAAUUGAAUUAAAUACUGUUGUAUCCAUA